UCAAUAGAAAAGUAGCUUUAAAACAAUCUUCAAUCAUUGCUUAUAUUAUUAUCGCUCCAUAAAUCAUUUGAAAUCGAUGGCAAACAAACGACAAUCAGCCUUGUGCGCAUUUCUUGAUGUCGAUUUAUCAAAAUUUGACUCGGCUGAGACCAGCAGUGAUGAAUCGUUUAGAAUUGAGAAUCAUGCUGAAGAGUCUGAUUUUGAAUCAUCCGAAGAAAGUGACGAAAAUAGUGAUGAGGACGAGUCUGACGAAAAAUCCAGCGAUGAAGAACCGGAUCCCAGUGAAAGCAAAGCCGAUGAUGUAAAUCAUGAAAAUCAAGCUAGUACAAGCUCAACGAUACAAAUAAAUAUAACAGAAAAGCUUCUUGAGCCAUCACCAGCAACAGCGAAACUUCUCGCAACCCUCGUUUGCUGUGCAUGUCUCGGUGAUCGAAGUGACGAUUCCAAUGAAAUUGUCGAAUGUGAUGGGUGCAAGAUAACAGUUCAUGAAGGAUGCUACGGCGUAAGUGAGUCAGUGAGCGUAUCAAGCACAGUAUCCUCAUGUUCAACCGAGCCAUGGUUUUGUGAUGCAUGCAAAGCAAACAUUAAGGAUCCAGACUGUGAGCUCUGCCCGAGUCGUGGCGGCAUCUUCAAAGAAACUGAUUGCGGCAAAUGGGUUCACCUGGUGUGUGCUCUCUACGUCCCUGGCGUUGCUUUCGGUGAAGUUGAUCAACUUUCCAUGGUGACUCUCUUUGAAAUGCAGUACAAUAAAUGGGGAGCUAAAAUGUGCAGUCUUUGUGACGAUGAUCGCUUUGCUAGGACCGGCGUUUGUAUUGGUUGUGAUGCUGGAAUGUGUAAAACAUAUUUUCAUGUUACAUGCGCACAAAAGGCAGGAUUUCUAUCAGAAGCUCAUCACGAAGAAGUUGAUCAAGCCGAUCCAUUUUAUGCGCAUUGUAAAGAACAUUCAGAUAAAGCUCUCAUUAAACAUCGUAAACGAAAUUAUAAUGCACUCCUCAUGCAAAUGAAGAAACGACAGACUGAUCUUGAGCAAAGUAAGAAUGAAAAACCGACACCGGAACAAGAAAGAAUCGAAAGAAAGUUAAAGAAGCAUCGAAUUAAAUACACAUCGAAUAAGUUGACUCGUGUUGAGCCUUGGGUUCCAACACAAAAAAUGCCGCGAUUACUCACAACAAGCGCUUCAGCUUGCAAGAAACUCAUGAAAAAGGCUGAACUAAUGGGAAUCGAUGCCACUGCUCUCGAGUUUCAAGAGGCUCAAAUCGCAUCGCUCACCGAUAUUCGUAAGAAAUGGCACAUUCCACCCGCUUUCAGUACAGAAUUUGUUGGAUAUUAUCUCGAUCGUUCCAUUCGAAUGGGAGAAAUGAAAACAAAUCUUACAAAACAAAUGGAAGCAAACAAAUCAUUGCUUUGUCAACAGCAAAUCUUGCGUGUUAAAUACGACGAUUCGAUUAAAGUCAAUCAAGAUGUGAUUGAACAUCAAAAAGAUUUAAUGAGUCAAAUUGAACAGUUGCAUGGUGCGAUUAUUGAAUUAUGUCCAAGUAAACAGUUACCAAGUGUUGAUAGUAUUGGUAAACCACCUCUUGUGACGACACCAACACCAGCAGCAAUAAAAAUGAUUCCAUCACCAUCAGUUCCAACACUUUCAUCAACACCACCACCGCAAUUAAUAACAAGUCGAAUCAUGACAGUGCCAACAGCUGCCGCUCUUAAAAUGGGCGUCGGCUUCCCUCUCAACAGUUUAAGAAAGGACGAUACAGGUAGAAUAUUGAGUACGCAAUGCAUUAGUAAUGACGAGCUAAUGAAUGAGUGUGGAAUUUGUAAGAAGUGUACGGAUCAACAUUUACUUGCAAAAUGUGAUACAUGUCACUUGUAUUAUCAUUUGGGUUGCUUAAAUCCACCUUUAACACGACAUCCGAAACGAUCAAAGCUUUACGCAUGGCAAUGCUCUGAAUGCGAUAAAUCAGAUGAUUCAGGAACGGAGAAUGUUAUCAUUCCAAAAGGACCGCGACGGUCACGUAUAAGAUACAGCAAAGAUGGUCCAAUUAUUCCCGAUCCAUUACGUGAUUCAUUCGGAAGUGAAAAAUCGAUGUCAAUGUCGAGGAAAAGUGACGAAUCUCAUCAUCGAAGAAGUUCAACACAAAUUAAUGGAAGUGAAGUUGAAAAUAUUAAAACAGAAGCUUCAUUUGUCAAUGAAACUGUGCCAACGACGAGUUCAUCAUCACCAAUUGAAACAACGACGGUUGAUGAUGAUGGAAAUUCCAUGAAGAAGCGUGGAAGAAAAGCGAAAAUAAUAAAAAAGAAAAUUCCAAUGGAAAUUCAUGAAAAAGAUCUCAAUAGCUUUACAACAGAACAACAAGAGGAACAGAUUUUGACUGUGGGUCAAGUUGAGACUGUCACAUCGUCUUUGAAAGAUCUUCCUGAACUCGAAAACAAAAUUCAGUUGGAAACAACGACAAUGACGAAGAAAGGCCGCCAACGUCCCAAGAACAAAGAGAAACCAUCAAUAACACAAAUUUCAAAUAAACUUCAGAAAAAGAAAAAGCAACAAAAUGACGAUGAAACCAAACCUGAGGUGACGACGCUUAUUGACAUGGUGGAGAAAGUUUGUCCACUUGAGCCAUUUCGUACAAUUGCUGACAUCCCUAAUAGCAUUCCUUAUCCAGCACCGGUUGUUGAACUUCCAAAGGAAAUCAUCACACCCAACGACAUACAAGUGAAACAAGAGAAUGUUGUCAAUAAUAUUGUGAUGAAUGGUGGAACAUCAACAACGAUGAGUAGCAGUUCAGGUCAUAAACAUAAAAAGCAAAAGAAAAAUAAAAGACAUCGAUCGCAUUCACCAAGUUCUGGUGACCGUCAAUCGAGUUCAAAGAAACAUAAAAGAAAGCAUAAACAUAAGAAUCAUGAUUUAAACGAAGCACCAACGAUGACUGAUAACAAUCAAGAUGAACCUGAAAAGCCGAGAAUUAAGAUAAAAUUCGUCCAAGUUGGUGAUGAUAAGACGUGGUCAUUUGCGAAUGCUGGUGGGAAUGUGAAGCUUGAACGUGAUAGUGCUUUGGAUAUAAGUCUGGUCAAUAAUCAUGAAAGUAAUGAUGUGAAGUCUCAAUUGUCAACGCCAAUUCCAAUGGGAAAUGGUCAUGGAAAAGUCACAAAAAAGCGAAAGAAACCUAAUGAAAGUCAAGGUGAUAAGAAAGCUCGACUUUUACUCAACAUCAGUCCAAACAAAGGAAUCUCAUCACCUGUCAUUGCACCAUCACAUUUUACCGCAUCAGCUUCAUCAACACCGAUAGGAGAAACGACAGCAGUUUCAAAUACGGCGAUAGUUAAUAAAUCUUUGCCAUUGCCAAGUCAAAUUUGUGAUGUUUGUCAAACGCCAGGUUCAAAUCAGGAUUUAGUCAAAUGUGAUGAAUGUCAGAAGAAUUAUCACUUCACAUGUUUAAUUCCACCAUUGAAGAAGACUCCGAAAAAACGUGGCUAUAGUUGGCAUUGUGCUGAUUGUGAUCCAACGGAUCGUGAGAAUAACUGAUUGAAGGUAAAAUCUCGGAAAGAGAAAUCGUUGCUACAAUCAUCAUCAUAACUUUCUGUAAAAAAAAGUUCUUUCGCUUUUAUGCUAUAAAACAAACAUAUUAAUUAAUAAACUUUAAUGCUUUCUAAAACUUAUGUAAAAAGGAUAAUCUUUAAGGCUCCAAGAUGAUCAAAAGCUGAGAAACUUUUAUGUACUUAAGUGCGAUGAGAGCUGCUGACGAGAUCUUUUAAACGGAAAUAAUUGAAAUGGUCAAGGGAAAGUUUCUUUCUUCUUUUUAUUUAGUUUUCCUCCAUUUAUAAUAUUUCAAUGACUUUUCUUUUACGAAUUUGACUUGAGGGAGUUUUUAACAUUAAAUGAAAAUUUUUGGUAUGUAAAAUUCAAAACUUUGAAUUGGAAAAUUUUGAAAAAUUAAAAGACAAGUGACAAUGAAUGAAUUUAACUUGUUCCUGAGUGAAAAUGAAAUUCUCGGCUUAUCAACUUCUUUUUUUACAUAAAUAUUCAAUCGAGAACAAAGUAUUACAUUAACAACAAUUGUUCGUGAAGAAAUUAGUGGUUAAAUAAUGAUUACUGUAAAAACCAAUUUUUUCUGAGGAAUAAAAAUGAAACAUUAAGUGAAAU
Molecule: messenger RNA, 4138 nt
Organism: Clunio marinus
Lineage: Eukaryota; Metazoa; Arthropoda; Insecta; Diptera; Chironomidae
Source: the annotation of a GenBank genome assembly